Momordica charantia (bitter melon) is the source of this 1368-nucleotide messenger RNA. RefSeq lists its product as uncharacterized. Lineage: Eukaryota; Viridiplantae; Streptophyta; Magnoliopsida; Cucurbitales; Cucurbitaceae. Gene Ontology annotation, biological process: DNA integration. Gene Ontology annotation, molecular function: nucleic acid binding; RNA-DNA hybrid ribonuclease activity. The record is from RefSeq and is a predicted model, not a curated record.
AUGACCGAGGCCGAGACAAGGUAUCCCCAGAUGGAGAAGCUUGCCCUCGCCUUGGUCACCUCGGCACGAAGACUGAGACCGUACUUCCAAGCUCAUACCAUGACUGUGCUCACCAAUGUUCCCUUAAAGCAGGUUUUCCACAAGCCAGAAACAUCGGGACAUUUGAUGAAGUUGGCCGUAGAGUUGAGCGAGUACGAUAUCCAGUUCGAACCCCGAACGGCUAUAAAAGGGCAAGUUGUUGCAGACUUCAUAGCCGAGCUCGCUCUUCCAUCAGCUCAAACCUCCACACCCGAUCAGCCUUGGACGGUGUAUGUGGAUGGGUCUUCGAAUGAGAAAGGAUGUGGAGCAGGUGUGCUUCUCCUCGCCUCGGAUGACAUGCGCUUUGAAUACGCCCUACGCUUCAACUUUCGCACUUCAAAUAAUGAAGCCGGGUACGAAGCCUUGUUUGUCGGGCUACGCAUGGCCAAAGGGCUGGGGGCCACCCAUCUUCUUAUUUUCAGUGAUUCGCAACUGAUAGUGAAUCAAAUUAGGGAAGAUUAUCAGACAAAAGACCCUUGGAUGGAGAAGUAUCUGGGAAAGGUCAGAUCCCACCUUGCUUACUUCCAAACCUAUGAAAUUAGACAGAUUCCGAGGUUACAAAUUUCCAAUGCCGACGCCUUAGCUAAGUUAGCGUCACCAUACGAGACUGACCUGGCGAGGUCGGUCCCCGUGGAAAUUUUAGACAAUCCUUCUAUUUUGGAGUUGGAUAUGAUGGAGAUCGACUCUCAUCCCUCGUCGUGGAUGGAGCCAAUAAAAGACUUCCUGGGGGGAAAGGUUCCAGCAGACCCGAGGGAAACCAAGAAGAUGACGAGGAAAGCAGCUCGGUACUUGCUCCGAGAUGGAACCCUGUACCGGCGCGGCUUUUCCUUGCCCCUCCUUAAGUUUAUUUUCGAGGAAGAUGGACAUUAUGUUCUUAGGGAAGUUCAUGAGAGAGUCUGUGGUAACCAUUUGGGGGCUAGAUCUUUGUCGGCAAAGGUCAUUCGUCAAGGCUACUACUGGCCCACGAUGGAUCAAGAUGCAAAGGAGUUCGUGAAGGUCAAGUACGCAGUUGUGGCAGUAGAUUACUUCACCAAGUGGGCUGAGGCCGAAGCGCUCUCGACAAUUACGGAGGCUAGGGUCACAAACUUCAUUUGGACAAACGUUUUGUGCCGCUUCGGCAUACCUAAUGCCAUCGUGACAGAUAAUGGCAGGCAGUUUGACAAUGCCAAGUUCAAAGACUUUUGCCGCAAGCUCGGAAUUAGUCAUCUCUUCUCGUCCCCGGCUCAGCCUAAGGCCAACGGACAAGUGGAGGCGGUAAACAAGAUUAUCAAGCGCGGAAUCAAGUUAUGA